UGGCCACGCGUAAAUCAAGCCGGGCCACCAUGGUGACCACCAAUGCCGGCGCAACGGCAACAGCCACAACCAACAACAACAACCUGCAGACGAACAACAACAGUCAUGCGGCGAACAACAAUAACGAUGACUUUGACUUUGACCAGGACGAUGGCCUGCAGGACCUGGGCUUGCCGGUGUCCGUCCAGACAUUCCUGUGGCGCCAAAUAGCCCCAUUCAUCCGGCCAAAGCUCGGAAAACUGCACGAAUCUACCUGCCUGUUUUGUCAACAUGCACCGGGACACCAUGAGUCGAAGGAAGCCUGCAAGUCCUUUGAGAAAGUGCUCGUGCAGAAUAUUCAGUUUGGUCUCUCGCCGCCCCUUACUAAGGCCCUGGGGGCCAUUCCACGCUGGCGUCUGCUGCAGGGCGCCCUGCCACAUGUAAUGCACGCUUGCGCCGCCCUGCUCUACAAUCGGGUGAAGGAUAUGCAGGCCAUUGGGCCUGUGGAGACCAAACUGCUAUACACGAUGCAGUGGAUCCUGCUCUAUGCGGCUGAGGAGUGUGCCGACGACGAGGGCGGCGAGGAGCUCGGUCUGGGCGAGACGCCGGCGGAGCCCAAGUCGAAGCCCAUAGAGCAGUACCUAUUUUCAGUGCCAACGAUUGCACUCUUUGUGUAUCUGUUUGCACCAAUCAUAAGCCACCUCAAGGAAUCGGAUUUCCAAAACUUUCGCCUGGAGAACGGCAUAAAGCUGUGGCAAGGCAUGUGGGAUAAUCGGGCACCGGGAGCUCCGUGCUUUACGGCCCCGGUAAAGCCCAAGGCCCGCAAUCUGCUCUGUGCGCCAACUCCCAAAGGAUCCACCGAUGUGUUUCCCACACGAAAGCACUCCCUCAGUGCCGAUGCAAUGUCCCCCAAAGCCGACUCACCACAGAGCGGCAUCUCUGACUAUGGAAGGCAGGACGAGGAGGGCUCUUGGGUAUCCUCUCCCAAGGAAUUUGCUUUUCCCGAGACCAUUCCAGAAGAGGCCUCCAGCGUGGAAGACGAACGUGUCGUAAUAUUUAGGCUGCCAUCAGCGCCGCAACUCAUGGAUAAUUCAUUUUUUACGGCCGACGCUAGCCUUCUGCAACAGCAACAAUCGCAGAGUCGUCGAGGCAGUCGACAGUCCAUGAACUCGCGCGACAAGGACAAAAUUCCCUCCACAAAAUUCGAGUUCGAUCAGCAGGAGCUGAUGCGCGGGGCAUCGAUGAAGGAGAAGCGCAGUGCCUCCAUCGAGAAGGAGACGGACUCGGAUAAGUCCGAAAGUGUUAAGGCAGAUGUUUCGGCAGCCACCUUCCUCGAUGUGGCAGUGCUGCGUUGCCUCUUCAUCUCGCACUGGCAGGAGGAGGGCAUCUUCUGGAGCUUGCAAUAUCUAUAUAAUCGUCUCAGUGAUAUUGGUGAGGAGGCGGCCAUUACCUUAAAUCAGCCCCGGAAGCGAUCCAAUUCCUUGCCCAUACCACAAAUCGAGAUAUCGCUGUAUCAGGGUCCCGGGAGCAACAGUCGCGACAGUCCGGGCAGCUCUGUGGUCAAGGACUACAUCGAAAUACCAGAGCCAUCGCCGACAGUGACAGCUGUUGUUGAAGAACCCCCCACUGCAACCAGCAGCUCAGAGCGUCGCGGAAGCGAGAAAAAGAAGCGCGUCAAGAUGUCCGAUCUGCGGACCUUUGUCGAGACGAAAAUGUUUUCGAAAUCGGAGAAGAACUUGGAAAAAGUAGGGCUAGAUACAAACUCUGCCAAUGGCAAGACACCACUGCAACUGCAACAAGCAGAGUACCAUCGCAGCCUGGACACGGGGGAGAAGAAACUAUCACGCUCUGCAUCCAUGAUCAGUCGCGAACCAGCCAGUAACCUGAUCAAGGGAAAAUCCAUGCCAAGUCUCAGCUGUCUGCUUGAUAGCGGAUUUUACAGAUACGUAGAGCCACCUAAGGCCCCAAGACCUUCGCAGGUGGCAUGUCCACGCUCCACGGCAUUCUAUCCACGGAAUCCCAUCAUUACGGUGACAGAACACACUCCGACACCGUCGCCGGACUACAUCAAGCGACAGGGUUCCAUUGAUUCCCAGCUGGAUGCGUUGAGCAAUGGUGGCAGCAUCGGUGGCAUGGGUGGAAAUGGCGGGGGCAAUGGGAGUGGUGGCGCUGGUAGCUCCACUACCCGGUAUCGUGGCCAAAUGUUGCGCUCCCACACAGACUCGCACAUCGAUUAUACGGGCGUAGAUGAGUCCGAGGCACCCGGCUCCUCCUUUUACAUAACGCGGGAUGGCGGCAUUGACUACGAGAUCAUCUUGCUGGCCAUAAGCAAUGUGUUUAAGCGCGAUCCGGCUUUGGUCUGCUCUCUCCGCGUCCUGGAAGCGGGCCUGAACAUCUGCGAACUUCUCAUCGAGAUGGGGGUCCUGAAGCUGGGAGAGCAUGCUCAUGAGAUAUCCAUGAGCAUCACACGACGAGCUCUCCAGGUGCUUGGCUGUCCACAUGGUUGCAAUGACGGUGUUCGCGGUCCUCCGGCUGACUUUCUGCGCAAUCAGUGCCAGAAGAUCCUGUCACGAAUGCUGCGCCAGGCCGGACAGCGCACCAAGCGAUACAUGCAGGAGAUGGUCAGGACAUCGCCACUCCCAGAGCUGAUUGACUACUUCCAUGCCUUCCUGGCCUUCUGUGUGGAUCCCAGCUCCCUGUUGUCGCCAUUAACUCAUAAACGUCAGAGUGGAUAUAAAAAUGUUAACACCGAUCUUGGCGGCGUACCAGGUCAGGGCGGCUAUUCGACAAAUUUUAGUGGUGGCAUGAACAGCGGCGCCGAGUCCCAAGUCGUUGGCGCUGUCUUCAAGCCGCUGGUCAGCCGCUUUGUGGAGGCAAGCAAAGAUCUAAAAUCGCCAGAGAAUAUCGCCCUAUAUGGCGACAUCCGGCAGUUCGUAACCUACGUGAAGGGGGCUCAUGGUGGACCAUUCCGUAUGGUGGCCCUUAGCGGUAUACUAGCCGUCACACCGCGUCCCCACAAAAAGGGACCGACGGCCCAGACCACUCGUGUGAUAAGACACAUUCCACAGUCGAAUGUGACGCACAGCAUCCAGAACGAUGACAAUCGCUCCCAGCGCCGUUUACUGCUGAAGAAACGGAGCACUUCAUCGGCCUGCGCGAGCCUGCUGGAGACGGAGACCUGCGAAGAGCACUACAAGACCAGCCAAUCGCCGUUGAGCAACUUCCGGCGUCGCACCACCGGGGUGCGACCGACGCUGACGCCACGACACAGUGAGCGUGCGCUGCUCUCCGAUUCCACGUCCAGCUCGGAACGCAAUUCGUUGGGACGGCUCAGCGGCUUGGUGCGCUGGUUUCGCGGCACGCCCAAGGAGGCAUCGUCCAUUGAUCUGGAGAUUGGCUCACUGAAUCCAGAGAUAUCCUCCACAUUUAUGAGGCACGCCUCGCUGAAGAUACAGCGGGGACGGUCUAGCGAUGGCAUUGGCCGUUCCAUACAGCGCGCCAAGCGACGUGUCGAGAGGCGGCUGAACCGUUUCGGCGGCAUUGUGAAGGGCAAGAAGAAGGUGGGUGGCAUCGAAGAGACAGCGGACUUCAGUCGGCGCAGCUCCUCGGAUAUGUGCGACGGACCCCGCGAGUCCGAGGUGGUCAUUCUCAAGGAACGGAAGCUGGUGCCCACUGAGCCAGUGCGGGUGGGCAUGCUGCGGCUCUCCUUCCUCCUAGAGACAUGUGCACCCGGCUCGUUUCCCGAUCCCCAGCUGGUGGCUGCCGUCCUGGAUUUGCCUCAAGCUCCUUUGGUCUCGCGCGCCACUUUCCUGCUGGAAUGCGCGCACUUUGUGCAUCUGUGCAACAAGGGUCAAUGGCCCGCCUGGAUGAAGCAGAACGUUGGCAGCUAUCGGGCGUCGGGGGCCAACAUCAAUGUGAAUCAGCUGAAGCAGCAAGUAAGCCAGACCAGUGCCCGGCGUACCCACAUCCUGCAGCGGGCCGCUGGCAAAAUGUUUCACCAAUGGGCGGAGAUGGUGGGCGCUCGUCUAGAGGAAAUACUCUUCACCGAGCGACUGCAGUACGAGGCGGUUAAUGCCAGCCUGACCGAUCCCGAGAAACAGAGGGAGCUGCUGCAGCAGGACGAAGAGGAGGACUUCCUUGAUGAGACAUCCGUGAAUCCGCACGGGAAUGACUGUCCGCAUUCGCUGAAACUGAUUGCUUGCGUACUGCUCUUCGAGAUUACGGCCUUUCUGCGAGACACUUACAUAAUGCUGCCGAAGACAUCGAAGCUGAUACAUCGGGACAAGCCAGCACCUUGGGAGAAGGUCUACCGCGAGGCGAAUCGUCGCUGGUCCAUGGCCCUAAGCUCCAUGGGUCACUCGCAGACUUCGGCCCAGAGCCUGCAGUCCAUCGCAGCGGGAAACGAUGGCGCCGGUCAAUCGGAACGGAAGAUUUCGUUUGUGCUCCACGAGCCAGACAACGAGUCGGAGAACAGCAGCAACACCACCUUAACCAAGGAGGGAGAAGAAGCACCUCGUCGCCCUGCUGCUGCGUCUGCCGUGCGUCCGUUUUUGCUGCGCCGAGGCACGGCAACGACCACGGGCGGAUCCUUCAAGCGUCGCUCCCUGAAGCUGCGUCGCAACACAAAGGACAGCAAGGAAAUAGAAACAGACUUUAACACGCAAUCCCGACGCAAGGUCUCGUCGCUCUCUGACCGCAGCGACACCUCGGAACAGGGAAUGAUUAGUGGCGGUGAGGAGUCCCCGGGCAUCCUCAGCGACGACCAGCAGCCCGAGUCGCCAACGGACUCCAAUGAAAACGAUGAUACGGCAAAGAAUAUGCCCUGGCUCAAGGCAGUCAUCGAGAUGAUGUCCAGCUACAAUUACUACUGCACCCACAAGGGAUAUUGUCAUCCGUUCUGCUACAAGCGACACAUGCGGUCCUGCACACGACUAAUAAAAGCCACAAGAAAGGUCUAUGGAGAAGAAUUCGGCUUUACCUUUGAUGCAGACCAUCCUACGGUGGAGCCCACAGUCAUUAGCUCCAGCAAGCCGCACACCUCGCGGGCCCGCUCCACGCGCAAAGUAUCCGAGCAAAGCUCAACGCAAACAUCUCCGUCCAAGCGCAAGGAUAGCUUGUCCCGCAAGGAUCGCAUCAGCGAUGAUCCUGACCUGGAAAUGGCGGAAAAACUGGCGAAGGCUUUCCGCCAGGAGAAGGAAAAAAAGCUGCAGGAGGAACCACCGAUCUUGAAGUUUAUUCGGAUCCACAUACGCAACCUGUUUCACUUUCCACUGGCCACCCUGCUGAAGGGUGCCGUUGUCCUCACCGAGGAGAUGGUGAUUGAGGCAAUGCCCGCAGCUUGGGAGCUAUUGCUGGAGACCAAUCACGACACGGCCACAUCGAGUGCUGCCGUAUUCCUGAUGGGCUCCGUGAAGGCACAGAAUUUCGCCUUCGAUAUCAUGCAAAGAGCCUUGAAGCACAGGGAUCCGGAUAUACGCAUUGGCGCCAUUCAGCGCUAUCUGGUGCUCUGGAAGUGCCGCUUCCAUGUGUGGCCUCGCAUGGAGGAUAACGCACACGAUGUUACCUUUAAGGUGCCACCGGGCGGCAUUGAAUUCACAUUGCCGUCGCCGAAAAUUGGAAUCGAAAGCCUGCCGGUGGUGGAUCCCCCCUGGAUGCCCGUGCAGCAGACCAAAGAUAUGGACGUGACGCUCAACCAAGACAGACAUCGCUCCUUGGUCACCGCCACGAAGAGCCGCAAAAUGCAGCAGACGGAGGCCAUACGGAAUGCCCUGCGCCAGCAGCGGGACAAACAGCGAGCCGAGAGGCACAGCUUCCUCAUCACCAUGAUACCGAUCAGUCAGCAAGCCUCACAUGAACCUGGCAUGGAAAAAUUGGAGGACCAUGAGGAUCAAGAGGAACUCGAUGGCACACGAAUGUCGUCGCACCUCCAUCACUCCCAUUCGCUCUUUCCCUCCGUACUGUGCUCGUCCGUUAUGCAGAUUGUGGGCUGCCUGGACGAUGCUGCCAUUGGAUCGGAUGGUAAUGCAGUCUACGAGAUUGCCUACCAGGUGAUUUGGGUGUGCCUUGUCGAGGAAUCGGCUCUUUUCCUGCGCUAUGUGUUUGAGCGCCUGACCCGCGAUCGACAGGACCAGAUGUUCAAGCUGCUGCGACACCUCAUACGCUUUGUGCCACGUCUGCCCCAGCAGGCGGCCUUUGCCCUCUACAACUCUAUCAUUGGAUACAUCAUGUUCUAUGUGCGCUCGUCCAACGACCUGAAGCAGGAGCUCGUGGGAUCAGCCCUUUCUGUGCUCUGGAUGGUGGUGCACUCUGUCCACGGCAUCAUGUUCAAGGAUUUGAAGCAAAUUCUGCGCAAGGAGCAGUGCGAUGCCUCCAUUUUGCUUACCGCAAAUGUGCCUGCUGCCAAGAAGAUUGUGGUACACGGACCUGCUGAUGACGAUUACAAUAUACCCUCGCAAUUUCCAGUACAAGAGGAUACACUGUUCUGCCAGUUGUUGAAGGAGGCCCUGGACUAUUAUCCCAUUGAUGAGAAGAAUACUAGCCAUUACUGUCUAGUGGAUUAUAAGAGCAGCAAAAUCCUCAAUCCCAAUUGGUACAUAAGGGACUUGUAUUUUUUCAAGCGAUCGCAGUAUCCAGAAGUUCGUCUAAUGCUAAUGCGUCCCGAAGAGUCCUUCCUGGCUCUGCAGAAACAGGAGUUGUCGAAAAAGUUCGUUGAGAUCGGCAAAGUGCAUCUGACUUGGGCCAUUCUCAAGAAUGUGGACAUGGUGGUGCAACGUGUUGUCUUCCUGCACGAGGAGCUAAUGAAGCUGCCCUCCUUCCCUCGGAAGGCACUAGAGGUGGACCUGGAUCUGCACCACGGCGGCGAGUAUGGCAAGGUGCUGCUCGGCCUGGAUGUUUUGCACAAGUUUAUGUGGGUUCGUCUGAUAGCCCGCAUGUUCGAGGCCAUGGCUGGUAAUUUCGCAUACUCGGCGGACAUACAGCUCUUCCUCAAUGUGCUCUCUGGCGCCUCCAUCCUCCACGCCGAGGAUUCAUGCAUAAUGCGCUAUGUGAUGGCUACAUUCAUCAACGCUGCUUUCAACUUUAAGAACAUAUUCUCCACGAAUGGGUACUUUAUGAUUAUGCCCACACUUCUGCAAGUUUAUUCCCUCCAUCAAACCAACAAACUAAUCACGACGACCAUCGAAUACGCUGUAAAACAGUUUUACCUCCUCAACAGAAAGCCCUUCAUUCUGCAAAUGUUCGGCUCCGUUUCAGCCAUACUCGAUACGGACGAGGAUGGCACCUACGGAGAGGCGCAUAAGGUGCAGUCUAGCUGCCUUUUCAAUUUAUUGCUCAGCCUGGAGGAUCCUUCACCAGAUCCACUCAACAUUGCGGAGCUGGUCAAGGAGCCCAAGCCCCUGAAAGCGAUUGACUUUUGUUAUCAUGAUGAAGAUGACGAUGUUACGGUAUUGGACUGCAUCACGCUCUGUGUGAUGGUCGUCUCCUACUCGGCGGAGAGCACUCGUGGCUAUCAAAUGCUUAUCAUUCUGGAGGCCAUUCUGCCUUGCUAUCUGCAACAGAUUCAAUCGCCCAGCUACAUUCCACUUCAGGGCAAGUCCGAACGCGACAUCAUCUUGCAAUUGGCUGUGGCCAUUCGCACCAUGGUUCACAACUGCGAAGGCCUGGCCAAGAGCUACAAUGGACCCUAUCGCAAUAGUCCCGAGCACAAGGGAUCCUCACAACGAAACUGCAGCCGAGGACCGCCCUGUUCACCUGGUCUUGACUUUGAGGAGGAGUCGCAUCCAAAGUAUGUGACAGAUGCUCGUACCAAGAAUAUGAUGGAUUCUGCUGAGGAUUCCGAAAUGAUACGCACUGAAUAUCGGCGACCUCGUGAUGUGCUGCUUUCCGUUGUGGCGGAUUUUCUAACCAAAUCCACGGCCCGUCUGGCAGAGCUGGCAAAAAAGAUGCCUGCCGACACGAAGCCUACUGAGGUCCUGGACGCCAAGUGUCACAUACGUCUCGCAGACAUCGCUCACUCGCUGCUAAAGGUAUCACCCUAUGAUCCAGAGUCGAUGGCCUGUCGUGGGCUCCAACGUUACAUGCAGGCUGUGCUGCCUCGGGCGGAAUGGUCAAACGACACCUUGCGCAAUGCUCUGGUCACUAUACUACGGCGCAUCGAUAAGGUGUUCCUCAAAAUAUCGAAGAAACCAUCGAUUCGACGGAACACGGACUGGGAGGCGGCUGCCGGACUACUGAAAGGCAUUCACGAGACGAUUAUCCGCCAUUCCUAUGUUUUGCACUGGCAGCAGAUGAAGACUCUGAUUAACACCGUGCAGAAUCUGAUCGUAAAUGAGCCCGGCUCUGGCAUUCCCGAGGGCGUCUCCAGUGCAGGGGCAGCGCUCAUGUCUCAGAAUCCGCCGGCCUUUUUCUGCUCGGCCGUGGUGCGUCUGGUGGCCCUACAGGUGGUCAGCCCCGUGGACUGUUUCUCUCUUGUCCAAAUAUGCGGAGGCAGCGCCGAGUUUGCCACGCAGGAAAAGGCCGAGGGAUUUCUGAUGCAUCUGAUCAUGCCGCUGUGUCUGAAGGUCUGUUCGGGACGCGGCGUUUCGGAUGUUGGCGAGCUGAAGAUGACCGAUGUAACCUUCCUGCUCACCGCCGUCCUCAAUGCAAUGAGUCCCCCAGCGGGACGAACGGGUCAGGCUGUGUCCCAGAUCAAUCGAGUCACGGGAGAUCUGCGAGCCGGCUCUCUUACCUUCACCGGCAGCCGUGAUGCCAAGCGUCCAGCACGCAUUUCCGGCUCUCUCUAUCAAGCGGCCUUCUUGGCCCUGCGCAUCGUGUGCAUCUGCUUUGAGAAUCGCCUGUCUACCGAGUGGCCUCGCAUUGUACGGGUGAUGCGGGAUCUAGGCAGACGAAACGAAGCUGCUCCCGAUCUAUGGAGCUUCAUGGAGUUCGUAGUCACCCACCGCACGCCACUCUACAUUGUUCUAUUGCCAUUUAUUAUGCAUAAGAUCUCACAGCCUCCCAUCGGCGAUCACGAGCGACACAUGCAGUUCAUCAUUAGAGAGCGUCUGCGCGGAACACCACCACAAGGCGGCAUCAAGUCCAAGGGAGCCCUGCUGCUGGAGCUGGCCAGAGAGUUGCGCGACCUGCGUGACGAACUGGAGGAGAAGCGAUAUGUCUCCACAGAUCGCGAGAGCUCCGAGCAAAAGAAGAGCGACACACCGGCGGCCACCAGUGCGGCAGAUGCCCACAAGUCCCAGCAAAGACCUUCACUUAUAUCUAUCUUCACAGGGACAACAACCGGCCAGGCCACCCACUCACAUGUCUCCGCUGUACCAAUCGACUCACGCAGCGGCUCCGGCGGCAUCUGCACGCCCAGCGAUACGUUGUCACAGCAAACACUGCACCCGCCCCGAGAGUCAUUGUCCAGCAGCUCAACGGGACGAGAUCCACACACCACAACAAGCGAGAGUCAGAGCGGGGAUGGAGAGGCAGGAUCAGCGCCGACACUGGUUGGCGCAGCGCCCAGUGGUUCAGGCCAUGGUACUUCCGGGACGGCAUCUGCUUUGCCCUCGCACAUGUCCCACUCUCAGUCGCUUCAGCAGCCGCCAUUUAAAGCCCAGCCACCAAAGCUGCGCUUCGUUUCGUCUGUGGAAUUCAGGCACUCUUCGGGAGAGACAUCGACCACCCCGCUGUCGCCCGAGAGUCCUGCCGAAGAUAGCUCGGGUGAUCAUACACGUUCACGUCUACAGCGCUCGAAGGCUGCCAGUCGCAAGACCUUCAGGCUAAAGCGCAGUCGGCUUACGCCUAUGGAGCCACCAAGCAUCGUUACAUCGCUGUCCCAAGAGGAGCAACAGCCUCAGGCCCAGCCCAAGGCAAUUGGUGAGAUAUCCUGGGACUCGGUGUCGCAGACAUCCUCCACAUCUGGCUACCGGGACAAUAAUAGCUUGCAGACGGGUCUGCUCUCGCCGGAUGGCUCAUUGGGCGGUCUAACUCUGGGCCGCUCCCCAUCGCAGCACUCACUUUUAAUGGUGUUCGAGGGACAGGACGAAGACACACUUAUUUAACAAUCACAGAAUGGCGACCGGGCCUACGAACUCUAGUGACUAGCGUGACUUUCAGACACACAAUUAGCACGAAUUUGAGAUAGAAUAGUACUCGUAUAAUAUAAUAUAUGUAUGAAUAUGUGUUGGGUAGUUGGAUGUUAAGUUUUAUAGACGAAUCGCUGUUUUCCAAUUUGUGCCCCCUUUUGUACAUGAUGAAUUACCUUAAAAUGUUAAUAAAUAAACACGGUAGCCGUUCUAUGUA
Drosophila persimilis is the source of this 10260-nucleotide messenger RNA. RefSeq names its product protein unc-80 homolog (gene unc80). Gene Ontology annotation, cellular component: cation channel complex; axon. Lineage: Eukaryota; Metazoa; Arthropoda; Insecta; Diptera; Drosophilidae. Bases 30 to 10019 code for a protein of 3329 amino acids. Gene Ontology annotation, molecular function: monoatomic cation channel activity. Gene Ontology annotation, biological process: monoatomic cation homeostasis. The record is from RefSeq and is a predicted model, not a curated record. The transcript is spliced from 29 exons.